Messenger RNA from Athene cunicularia (burrowing owl), 5638 nucleotides. RefSeq names its product multidrug resistance-associated protein 1-like. Gene Ontology annotation, cellular component: membrane. The record is from RefSeq and is a predicted model, not a curated record. Bases 1 to 3939 code for a protein of 1312 amino acids. Gene Ontology annotation, biological process: transmembrane transport. The transcript has 28 exons. Lineage: Eukaryota; Metazoa; Chordata; Aves; Strigiformes; Strigidae. Gene Ontology annotation, molecular function: ATP hydrolysis activity; ABC-type transporter activity; ATP binding.
AUGCACAGCCCCCACGGACGCCGUUCCCUCGCCUGCCCGCUCAACGUUACUGGAAUGCUGCCCACUACUGCAACACACAUCGGGCUGCCGUUCAGUGCUGCCACCGGGACAGAAAAAUGCAGCCCUGAAGCGAAUGUUUUUUUCUUCAAUAAAUUAACAUAUUCCUGGUUUAGCAGACUUAUAUCUAUAGGCUAUAAGAGGCCAUUGGAAAGGGAUGACCUGUUCGAACUGAAUGAAACUGAUUCACCAUACAGUGUGUGUCCUAACUUUGAAAAGCAAUGGAGAAAAGAAAUCCAGAAGUCUACCAUAGGAUUAAAGGCCUCUUACAUCAGAAGAAUGCUAUUUAAGAAAAUGAGUUUCCAUAAACCAUCUUUGAUUUUGCCAUUAUGGCAAGCAUUUAAAUUUUUAUUGAUUAAAGUUGCAUUUCUGAAACUUACAGCUGACAUUCUGGCUUUCAUGAGUCCACAAAUAAUGAAAGCGAUGAUAAUGGUCAGUGAAAAUCAUCCUAGUUCAUACAGGAGUGGAUAUGUCUAUGCUAUUGCCCUGUUUUUUGUAGUUCUCUCACAAACCCUUCUCCAUCAGUUAUACCAGCGUAACAACAUGCUUACUGCAGUCAAAAUCAAGACUGCUGUUGUCGGCCUGAUAUACAAAAAGGCCUUAACUUUAUCUAAUUCCUCACGGCAAAACUAUACAACUGGGGAAAUUGUUAACCUGAUGUCAGCAGAUGCUCAGCAACUCAUGGAGCUAACUGUAAACAUCAAUCUGUUGUGGUCAGCACCUUUUCAGAUCAUCAUGGCUGUCAUUUUUCUCUGGAAAGAACUUGGCCCAUCAGUCCUAGCAGGUGUUGCACUGCUUCUUUUGGUUAUACCUAUAAAUGCGCUUAUUGCAGCCAAAGUAAAAAGACUGAAGAAAAGCCAAAUGAGAUAUUCGGAUCAACAAGUUAAGCUGCUGAGUGAGAUGUUACAUGGAAUAAAGCUCCUAAAACUUUAUGGAUGGGAAUCUGCAUAUCAAAGGAAAGUCAUGAGCAUUAGAGAACGUGAAGUGGAUGUGUUGAAGUCAUCUGGGUAUCUGACGACUUACUCCAUGCUAACAUUGACGUGUAUUCCUUUUAUGGUCUCAUUGGCUACAUUUGGAGUCUUCGUUCAUCUGGACAAAGAGAAUGUUUUAACAGCAUCUAAAAUUUUUACAUCUAUUUCUUUAUUUAACAUUUUGCGACUGCCCUUAUUUGAUUUAUCACCUGUGAUCUCUGCUGUAGCCCAGACCAAGGUUUCUCUGAGUCGUUUAGAGGAUUUUCUGUGUUCCGAGGAUCUUAACCCUGAGGAUGUCAAUACAAACUACAGUGGAAAUCACGCUGUUGGGUUUAUUGGCGCUUCUUUACGCUGGGAAAAAAAUGGCCUGCCAGUUUUAAAAAACUUGAGUGUCAGCAUUCCUGAAGGCUCUUUAGUUGCUGUUGUGGGACAGGUUGGAUCUGGAAAGUCAUCUUUUCUUUCUGCUGUUCUUGGAGAAAUGGAGAAACUUGAAGGAACAGUUCAGCGAAGAGGUUCAGUGGCAUAUGUUUCUCAGCAGGCUUGGAUUCAAAAUGACAGUUUACAGGAAAAUAUUCUCUUCGGUGCAAAUCUAAAUAGGCCAUACUAUGAACUUGUUUUAGAGUGUUGUGCUUUACUGCCAGAUUUGGAACAGUUACCGAAUGGAGACCAAACAGAGAUUGGAGAAAGGGGUGUCAAUAUCAGUGGAGGGCAGAAGCAGAGAGUGAGUCUUGCUAGAGCUGUGUACAGCAAUGCUGACUUGUAUCUUCUGGAUGACCCCCUGUCUGCUGUAGAUGUUCAUGUUGGGAAACAUCUUUUUGAGAAGCUAAUUGGCCCUUAUGGUCUCCUAAAAACCAAGACUCGUAUAUUAGUGACCCAUAACCUAACGCUCCUGCCUCACACUGAUUUUAUAAUAGUAAUGAAAGAGGGCAGAAUAAGUCAAAUGGGGACCUACCAAGAACUCAUUUCAAAGAGAGCUAAUUUUGCUGAGCUUAUUCAAGUCUUCAGUGCAGAGCAUACAAGUAAAGAGACAACCCAAAUGAAAGUGAGCUCUUCAAAAGAAGAGGGCCAACUGGGUAGGAGUCUGCAACAAAGAGAACUGCUGAAACAUAAAGAUUCUUCCUUUGAUCAAUGGAAAAUAAUCACUAACACUAAGGAAAAAGUUGCUACUGGUGGUAUGAAAAUGACAGUUGUUUUGAAAUAUCUCCAAGCCUUCAAGUGGCAAUGGAUGUGGCUAACCAUAGCUGCUUGUUUAGGACAAAAUGCACUAACCAUUGGGCAAAAUCUAUGGCUUAGCACCUGGACUGCAGAAACAGCAGAAGUUAGUGACUUCACAGAAUGGAAACAGUCACAAAACUAUAAACUUUGUAUCUAUGGGCUUCUGGGAUUCUUACAAGGUCUUCUUGUUUGCUGCGGUGCUUAUGUGCUCACCAGGGGUUCCCUGUCGGCUUCUCGAGUGUUACAUCAUCAGCUGUUAGACAAUGUAUUGCACCUUCCUCUUCAGCAUUUUGAAACUAAUCCAGUUGGCCAGAUCAUCAACAGAUUCACAAAGGACUUAUUUGUGGUGGACAUACGUUUCCAUUACUAUUUACGAACUUGGCUAAAUUGUACAGUAGAUGUUAUUGGAACCAUUCUAGUUAUCAUAUCUGCCUCACCACUAUUUGUAGUGGUAGUUAUUCCCCUGGGAUACUUUUAUUUUACUAUCCAACGACACUACAUUGCGAGUUCACGGCAAAUUCGACGGCUAGCAGGAGCAUCGCAUUCUCCUGUGAUUUCCCACUUCAGUGAGACUCUUGUAGGGCGAUCAACAAUUCGAGCGUUUGGCCACCAAGAGAGAUUCAUUAGAAAAAAUAACUAUGUUGUGUAUGAAAACUUAGUUUACUUCUACAACAAUGUCAUCUCAAACAGAUGGCUGUCUGUCAGGCUUGAAUUUCUGGGAAAUUUAAUGGUGUUCUUUGCUGCAUUGUUUGUAGUAUUGGCUGGAAAUACAGUGAGUUCUUCUACAGUGGGUUUAUCAAUAUCCUAUGCUCUAAAUAUAAUUCAGAGUCUAAAUUUCUGGGUGCGUAAAGCGUGUGAAAUCGAGACCAACACAGUUUCAAUUGAAAGAGUUUGUGAAUAUGCAAAAAUGGAUAAAGAGGAACCGUGGAUAAUGCCAAAAAGACCACCAGUGGGGUGGCCCGAUAAAGGAAUAAUAGAGUUCAUUAAUUACAAGGCUCAGUACGGGAAGGAUCUUGGUUUAGCCCUGAAUGAUGUCUCUUUUCAGACGCAGAGCAAAGAGAAGAUUGGAAUUGUUGGAAGAACGGGAGCUGGUAAAUCAACACUCACAAAUUGCUUGUUUAGAGUUCUAGAGGGAUCUGAAGGCAAAAUAAUUAUCGAUGGAAUUGAUAUAUCAUCUAUUGGACUCCAUGACCUACGUGGAAAUCUUAACAUUAUUCCACAGGAGCCCAUUUUGUUUUCUGGGACACUGCAGUCAAAUUUGGAUCCACUUGGAAAACACUCUGAUCUUGAACUGUGGGAGGUACUGGAACUAUGUGACCUAAAGGAUUUUGUCCAGUCACUCCCAAAGAAGCUCCUUCAUGAGAUUUCAGAAGGUGGUGAAAAUCUCAGUGUUGGGCAGAGACAGCUGGUCUGUCUGGCCCGUGCUUUGCUACGAAAGACAAAAAUCCUGGUCCUAGAUGAGGCAACAGCUUCUGUUGACAUGGAAACGGAUAACCUGGUGCAGUCCACCAUUAAGAGAGAGUUUCACAACUGCACAGUAUUAACUAUAGCCCACAGGUUACAUACAGUCAUGGAUUCCGAGAGAGUGCUUGUUCUGGACACAGGAAGGAUUCUAGAAUAUGAUACACCACAUAAUUUGUUACAGCGAAGAGGUGCCUUUUCUGAAAUGAUUGCAGAGGCUGGCAUAAGGAGAUAAAGAAAAUUAAGGACGGAAUUCUUAAUGAAGAUAAGAAUUCCUUACUCCAGUAAACACUUAAGGGGUGUCUGGCAUUCCACAUAUAUAUGGAAUAUUUUAUUUGUAUUCCAUAUAAAAUAACUAGCUUACUCAAAACCUCCUUGCAGCAUUGCUGUUUACUACAAUCUAUAUAUAUUGAUCAAGAUUCUUAAAAUAACUUUCUGUUUUUAUACAAAUCACUUAUUUUGAUCAUAUUGACACUAGAACAACAUAAUGAAGCGGUAAUUUUCAUGGCAUAUUUUAACUGUUCCACUAGUAAAGACUGAUUGAAAAAUAAAUCUUGCUGCUCAUACACUGGUUUUAAUUUUAAAAAAAGUAUUUAGUUGCUCUGACAUUAUGCCCAUUUAGUUAAUACAUUCUUAUUGUGAUUGCAAAUCCAUAAAAUACCAAAACUGCUUAUUGUGUGGACAUACAGGCAGAUGUCACUUGGUGCUGAUUUUUAGGACGUGCAUAUUGGCAUCUAUACUUAGGUAAUUUUUGAGGCUAUAAACUUGCCACAUAGUUAAUUUUUCUUUUUGACCUUGUGAUUUCUGAAUAACUGAAAAAUUAUUUCAAAUAAGUGAAAAUCAUGUCUUUUGUAUCUAAUUGAGCAUUACAGAAUCACAUUGUAAAAGAAUCCCAGAAAAAUAGAGUCAGGUGCAUCUAUCUCUUUGCUAGUAUAUCUUAAUGCAAACCUCAAUACUAAUUACAGCAGCAGGACAAGUUAUGUGCAUUUAUUGAAUGUUUCAGUUAAACAUGCCUAUGCUUCUGUAGGUCACAUAAAUUUUCAUUUUUAUUACAGUUCUUAAAACUCUUCAAAUUUAAUACCAACUCAUUCACUGCAAUCUUCAGAAACUAAGAGAAGAUCCCCAUUGAUUGCUUUUAAAAAAAUUAAAAACCCCAAAGUACAUACAGUUUCAGGCUACAGACGUGUUAUAUUGCUCUAAUAUUGACACCUGGUUAAUAUCAAGUAAGAUCUUAAUUUCUUUCCUGAUAGCAAGCAAACCAUAUUUGCUGUUUUAGAAAGGUGGUGAGAAGGGUGGAGGCUCUCUGAAGAGAGUUCCUCAAAGAUGUGAUUCUACUACAGUGAAUGAUUCCUCCAUCAUUUUCUGAAGGUAAAAAUGAAAGCCUGUUUUCUACAUUAAGAUCAGAGUGCUAUCUUGUUUAACUAAAUAUACUUAUCACUUGCACAAAACUAUUAGAAGCUUAUAAUUAUUUUAGUCUAAGAACAGCCCUGCCCAAGUAACUAUUGCCUUCUGAAAGUCCUGGAGAGACUGGUGUGACAGAAUGUUUCUCAGGAGAGAGAACAGCUUUCUGCUUUUCAUCGGUUUUCCUCCUCUUUCCCCCAAGGGAGGCCAACAGUACCUUUCCCACAGAGCAGAACCUUCUCAUGCCAACAUUUACCUGCCUCGUAUCAAAGUGCCACAGGCAGGCUAAUCUGGGGCUCCCCUUCCCCCAACCUUGUCCCUGUCCCUUCCCUACCUGCAUACUCCCCUCCAAGCCCACCCUUACCUGGAAGUCUUGCAGAGGAGCUGGAAAAGACUGAAGUGAGUGCCAUUCCUAAACUGAUUAAUAAGUUUAAUGCACAGGGCUAGGGGAGGUAGUCUUCAGUACCUCAGAGACCAACCCUUUUUGCAAGGUCCAGAGAAAACAAUCAUAGGAGGAGCUGCACCACUGCAUG